Molecule: messenger RNA, 5395 nt
Organism: Seriola aureovittata
Lineage: Eukaryota; Metazoa; Chordata; Actinopteri; Carangiformes; Carangidae
Gene: a2m1
Product: alpha-2-macroglobulin
Exons: 36
Coding region: 201-4670 (1489 amino acids)
Cellular component (GO): extracellular region
Molecular function (GO): endopeptidase inhibitor activity
Source: RefSeq, a predicted model, not a curated record
CCGUUUGAGCGACUUUGUGCCCUGCACAUCCCUCUCUCUCUCCCUCUCCCCCUCUCUCUCUCUCUCUCUCUCUCUCUCUCUGAGUCCGGCCCGCAGUGAGGGUAGCAGGCAGGAAGUGCGUCCUUCUCCUCUGGUGCAGUCCGGUUCGCUCGUGUGGUCCCGCUGCGUGCAAAAGCACCGGCUCUGCUCAGUCUGCAGACAUGACACCUGCCCUCCACGUCUGUGCCGUCAUCUUCGCCUCAGCGCUCCUGCAAACUGCGACACCAGCCCUCCUCAAUGACACUAUUUAUGCAGUGACUGUGAGCUCCCGCUUGACGGGGGGUAAACAGGAGACCCUGUGUGCCCAGAUCCACGGCCCCACAGAGCCCGUCUCUCUGACUGUCCUCCUCGAGGUGAACUCUGGCACCACCAUCGUUCUAGCGGAGGCCGUCAAGCAGGACUUUUACCGCUGCGUCGACUUCCAGGUCCCUACGGUGCGCAGCAGACUGGUGGCAAACAUUAAUGUCACAGUUCAGGGUGAGAGCGCCUUGAUGAGCAAGAAGACCAAGGUUGUCAUUGAGCCUCCUGGUUUUAUGCACAUCAUUCAGACUGACAAACCCAUCUACAAACCUGGACAGACCGUCCAGUUUCGAAUCGUCUCCCUGGAUGCCAACUUCAUCCCCGUAGCUCGAGUGUACAAAGUGGUGGAACUCCAGGAUCCCAAUUCAAAUCGCAUUGCCCAGUGGUUGGAGAAGUCCAUCGAUGGCGGCAUCCUUGAUCUUUCCCACCCCAUGAUUCCCGAGGCGGCACAAGGAACCUACAUCAUCUCUGCCUCAACAGACAAAGGAGAGCAGAUCUCCCACAGCUUUGACAUCAAGGAAUACGUUUUACCAAAGUAUGAGGUGAAGGUUCACCUGCCCAGUGUGAUAACCAUCCUGGACCAAGAGGCGACGCUAAAGAUCUGUGGAAAAUACACCUACGGCAAACCAGUUAUUGGUUCAGUCAAGGCGGUGUUUUGUAGAAACGCCAUCCGGUUUUACUGGUAUUCACUUACCCAAGAAAAUGAUCUCUGCAAGACUUACCUGCUGACCACGGAUAAAACUGGUUGUGCUUCACAAAUUAUGAACAUGACCGAGUUCUCCCUCAACAAGAGCAUGUACGAUGACAGUUUUGAUGUGAACGCUGAAAUAGAAGAGUAUGGCACAGGGGUCGUUCUCAAAGGCAGCGGGCGGACCAGCUUCAGCAGCCACAUCAGAACCGUCACCUUCGAGGACGUACCUGCAGCGUACAAACCUGGCAUUCCCUUUGAGGGGAAGGUGAAAGUGGUCGGUCCAGACAAUAAACCUGUCGUCAACGAGCCAGUGUACCUGUUUGCUGGCGAGUCACAAAACGCGACCCUCACUACGAACAGCUUUGGCAUGGCUUCGUUUUCUCUGGACACCUCCCUCUGGAAGGACUCUGUGAAUCUGAAGGCGAGCUCAAAAAAGACGGACGAGAAUGAACCGUACGUGCCCAAUGUGCGCAGACCAGAGUACAGGUCGGCCCACCACCACGUCACGGCGUUUUACUCCAAGAGCAGCAGUUUUCUGAAGCUCAUGCAGGUGAGCGGGAAGAUCUCCUGUGACGAAGACGCAACCGUGCGCGCUCAGUACAUCAUCCAGGGGGAGGAGCUAAACAAGGGCCAGGAAGUCCUCGACUUCUUCUACCUGGUGAUGUCCAGAGGGGGAAUUGUGCAGCACGGUCGUGUCCCAGUGAAUGUUAAAGCAGGAUCAGUCAACAAAGGAGAGCUGACCAUAUCGCUCCGACAGGUGACAGACCUGUCACCUUUUGCCCAGGUGGUGGUUUACACUGUGAUGCCCAGUGGAGAGGCGGUGGCCGACAGCCAGGACUUCCCCGUCCAGCUCUGCCUCAAUAACAAGGUGUCUCUGAAGUUCUCCUCCGUCCAAAACCUUCCAGCAGAGAAGACCACGCUGAGUCUCCAGGCUCAGCCACGCUCCAUCUGUUCCAUCAGAGCCAUCGACCAGAGCGUCCUCCUGCUGCGGUCGGAGCAGGAACUCACCGUCGACUACGUGUACAGCCAGCUGCCUUUACAGAAGCUGUCGGGAUACUCCUACGAGGUCGAGGACUCGGAGCCGUAUCCCUGCUUCCCUCUGCCGGUGCCGGAGCCGGAGAUCGAGCUCGAGCUCGAACCCGUACCAGAACCGGAACCGGAGCUGGAGCCGGAGCCGGAGAUCGUGCCUGACGCGCAGGCGGCCCGUCGAGCGGCGCGCUCAAUCUACUUUGGGCCCAACAAUCUGAAGAAUGACGUCUACAGCAUCUUUAAAGAAAUUGGGAUCAAAAUUGUGACCAACUCUGACGUGAAAAAACCGUAUGACUGCCGUGACAGGGGAUACGAUCGAUUAUAUUAUGACAUGGAUCGCGUAGACUCUCCCGUUCCCAUGGCCUUCAACAUGAUGCCACAGAGUUCAGGUGGUGUGCUGAAAGGUAAAGAUGAGGAGAAGAAGGAAAUCGUCAGGACAUUCUUCCCUGAGACCUGGAUCUGGGACCUAGUUACUGUGGGAGACAGUGGGUCAGUGGACGUGGAGAAGACAGUCCCUGACACCAUCACUAAAUGGGCUGCCGGAGCUUUCUGUGUCUCCUCUGUCGGCUUCGGCGUGUCGCCUAACGUUGGACUGAUUGCCUUCCAGCCGUUCUUUGUCAGUCUCACUUUGCCCUACUCCGUCAUCCGAGGGGAAGUCUUUACACUCAAAGCCACUGUCUUCAACUAUCUCUCCAAAUGCAUUAUGGUGAAGGUGACACUGGCUGAUUCAGACAGCUACACCUUCAGAGACUGUGAUGGCUGCCAGUACAGUGUGUGUCUGUGUGGGGAGGAGAGCAGGACCUUCUCAUGGAUCGUGACUCCAACCGCCCUUGGUAAGGUGGACCUGAAGGUCAGCGCUGAGGCCCUGAGGACUGAUGUACUGUGUGGGAACGAGGUGGCCACCGUCCCCGACAUGGGUCAGAUCGACACAGUGAUCCGCACCCUGCUGGUGGAGGCGGAGGGAACACCACAGAUGGUCAGUCACAACGCCCUCCUCUGCCCAUCAGAGGGGCCGGCGGAGAAGAAAAUCUCUCUCCUGUUGCCUGAGAUGUUUGUGGUCGGAUCAGCCAGAGCCUCCGUCUCCGUCCUGGGUGAUCUGAUGGGCCGGGCCAUGAAGAACCUGGACAAGCUCCUGGCCAUGCCGUACGGCUGCGGGGAGCAGAACAUGGUGCUGUUCGCUCCCAACAUCUUCAUCCUCAACUACCUGAAGAGCACCGGUCAGCUGACCCAGGAGAUCCAGGACAGGGCGACACGCUUCCUGGAGAGUGGAUAUCAGAGAGAGCUCACCUACAAGCACGACGACGGUUCCUACAGCGCCUUCGGGAAGAGCGACGUGUCUGGAAACACCUGGCUGACCUCUUUUGUGAUGAAGUCCUUCGGUGGUGCGAGACCGUACAUUUUUGUGAAUCCCAGUCACAUUAAAGAUGCGAGGAGGUGGCUGUCGAGACACCAGCGACCCGACGGCUGCAUCCGAUCUGUCGGAAAACUCUUCCACAACGGCAUGAAGGGAGGAGUGAGCGACGACGUGUCCCUGACGGCCUACAUCACCACCGCCAUGCUCGAGCUGGACGCCAACGCCACGGAUCCCGUCGUUCAGAACUGUCUGCGCUGUCUGAAGGAAGCGGUGGCCGGUCAGCUGGACAACCUGUACACCACCGCCCUGCUGUCGUACACCUUCAGUCUGGCAGGAGACGAGGAGAUGAGGAGCAAACUCAUCACACUCCUGCACAGGAAGUCCAGCACACAAGGAGGGACCCGUCACUGGGACAGAGCCGUGGCUUCUAGGAAAGGCCUGGACUCCCUGGAGGUGGAGAUCACGUCCUACGUGCUGCUGGCUCUGCUCUCCGGUCCAGCCAUGCCAGAAUUUGGUCUGGACUACUCCUCUGGCAUCGUCCGCUGGCUGGCUCAGCAGCAGAACCCGUACGGCGGCUUCUCCUCCACACAGGACACGGUGGUGGCCCUCCAGGCGCUGGCUAAGUACGGAGCUGCCACCUACAGUGUGGAGGGCAGCACUACAGUGACGGUGACGUCGUUAGGAGGCCUGAACAAAGAGUUCACGGUGGAUCAGAGCAACAGGCUGCUGUACCAGGAGGAGAAGCUGAGUGAGGUCCCAGGAGAGUACACCAUCCAGGCCCAGGGUCAGAGCUGUGUGCUGGCACAGAUCUCCAUGCAUUACAACGUGCCCCCUCCCCCGGACUUCUCUGCCUUCAACAUCUCCAGUAACAUCAUGGCCAAGUGUAACACCAGCAGGCCGCAACUCAUCCUCUUCGUGGACGUCAGGUACCAGGGCAGGAGAGAGGAAACCAACAUGGUGAUCAUCAACAUCAAACUGUUGUCGGGCUACAUCCUGGAUAAGAGCUCCCUGAAACUGCUGAAGAGCGACUCCUCUGUGAAACGUGUCGACGUGGAGGAAGGAUUCAUCAACAUCUACUUAGACGGGCUGAAGAAGGAUGAGACAAAGAUAUACAGUGUGACACUGGAGGAGGAUCAGCCCGUCAGGAACCUCAAACCAGCUGUGGUCAAAGUCUAUGAUUACUACCAGACAAGUGAUGAGGCCGUAACUGACUACACAUCCCCCUGUGCAGAGAGUGACAGCGUCAACGAGCUGUAAACAUCCAUCCUGCAAAGUCCCGACGUGGCUUGUGUCAGUUAGAAGAAUCACUGUGUUCAAGAAAGAAACUUAUAGAUGUUUAUUUUUUUUUCUUACACUGUUUCUUUAAUGUCUUUUUCUUUUUUUUCUUUUUUUACCCCUUUUAAACUUUUUUAGCUGUUUCAGUGUUUGAACGCCACUUUCUGUGUAAUUUUAGGAACAGAUUUAAAUUUGUUCCACUUCCUGGUUCCAUGGUAGGAUUGUCAUGAUGUCAUCAAAUGAACCUAUAAUUAGUCGACAUGAGAAUCCACUCUACCGUCUCUCUCUCUCCUCAUCACUGGAUCCUUCUGAAUUCAAGAAACACAGACGACGCUCUGUAACAGUUUUGUUUUUAAUAGAUUUGACAAAAUCCAUAUUAUUCAUACCUGAAAGUGACGCAUGAGACGUACAGGGUACCAAUAACACAGUAUGGUUUGAGUAUUGAUUCAGAGUGUAUGUGUGUAAGUGUAAGUUUGUGUGUGUGUGCGUGUGUGUGUGUGUGUGUGUGUGUGUGUGUGUGUGUGUGUUUGAAACAGGAACUACUUUCUAGAAAAAAAUAAGUACAGUCACGUGAGUGCUAGGUGAGUUAUUCUGUGUGUUCUGCUGUACCAGUAAUAAAAAAGGUAGAUCGAUACAUCACUACCAUACAAUUUUAAAAUGUAACUGACUGACAAUAAAAUUUCUAAAAUGACAAAAAUAAGUAAAAA